Molecule: messenger RNA, 1773 nt
Organism: Fomitopsis serialis
Lineage: Eukaryota; Fungi; Basidiomycota; Agaricomycetes; Polyporales; Fomitopsidaceae
Product: phenylalanyl-tRNA synthetase
Exons: 11
Coding region: 1-1773 (590 amino acids)
Biological process (GO): phenylalanyl-tRNA aminoacylation
Cellular component (GO): cytoplasm; phenylalanine-tRNA ligase complex
Molecular function (GO): ATP binding; magnesium ion binding; phenylalanine-tRNA ligase activity
Source: RefSeq, a predicted model, not a curated record
AUGCCUACCGUCGCUUUUGGUCUUGAGUUGGAUGAGGAUACGACUGAAGAAGUAGAGGCGGCGAGGAAGAAAGGACUGCCCGCAGAGCGUCCCCAACUCAAAAUUGAGAUCCCAGCAAACAGAUACGAUCUCCUAUGCAUCGAAGGAAUCGCCCGCGCCUUGCGGAUAUUCCUUGCGCUGGACAAGGCACCACAAUACAAGCUGACUUACCCUCCAGGAGGGGAGUCAGAUCUGUUGACGGUCACUGUCGCUCCUGAGACGAAGCAAAUCCGACCAUACUUUGCCUGUGCAGUCCUGCGCAACGACAAACUGCACCAGAACCUGUGCAGGAGACGUCAAUUCGUUGCGAUCGGUACGCACGACCUGGACACGCUGAAGCCACCGUUCAGAUAUGAGGCACGGUCACCGAAGGAUAUCAAGUUCGUGCCUCUGAAUAAGGAACAAGCCUUCACCGCAGAAGAGCUAAUGACUGUCUAUGAGUCAGAAAAGCACCUAUCACGAUACUUGCCUAUCAUACGGGACUCACCUGUCUACCCAAUCAUCUACGACACAACCGACACCGUGCUCUCUAUGCCUCCCAUCAUCAACUCGGAGCAUAGCAAGAUCACCCUGAACACGCGCAACAUCUUCAUCGACAUCACGGCGACGGACGAGACGAAGCUGGCGAUCGUCGCGAACAUCAUCACGACGAUGUUCUCAGAAUACUGCUCUGUGCCUUUCGCCAUUGAACCGUGCAAAGUCGUCUACCCUGAUGGCACCACUCGCAUUACUCCUGACCUCACUUACCGCCCAGCAACUGCUCACGCCUCAUAUAUCAACUCAUGUACCGGUCUCAACCUAAACGCGAAGGAGGUAGCGGAGCUCCUCGAGCGCAUGACCCUCUCUGCGACGCUCUCAACGGCGAACUCGGAUGAGAUCAUCGUGCAGAUCCCGCCCACACGGCCGGACAUUCUGCAUGAGUGCGACAUCAUGGAGGACGCUGCCAUCGCAUACGGCUUCAACAAGCUGCCAGAUACUUUCCCUGCGACGAGCACGGUGGCGCAGCCGCUGGCGAUCAGCAAGCUCAGCGACAUCGUCCGCAUCGAGUGGGCGCUCGCCGGUUGGGCUGAGGCCCUACCUCUCAUCCUGUGCUCACACGAAGAGAACUUCGACUGGCUCAACCGCAAAGACGACGGCACGCAGGCCGUGCGCAUCGCGAACCCGAAGACGCUCGAGUUCCAGGUCGUGCGCACGUCGCUCCUGCAGGGCCUCCUCAAGACGAUCCGCGAGAACCGCUCGCACCCACUCCCGAUCAAGGUCUUCGAGACCGCCGACGUCGUCUUCAAGGACAAGACGCGCGAGCGCCAGGCGCGCAACGUCCGCCACGCCGCGGCGCUCUGGUGCAACAAGACCGCCGGGUUCGAGGUCAUCCACGGGCUGCUCGAUAGGGCCAUGCAGAUGCUCGAGGUCCCACGGAUCGCGAGCACGGACACGAAGGCAGAGACGGGGUACUACAUCAAGGAGAGGCAAGACCCGACGUUCUUCCCUGGACGUGCUGCCACGAUCUAUUACCGCGCUCCUCCGAAGGAAAGACACACCAGUGCGCUGUCAGCCCUGAAGAGCAGCAUCAAGUCUGUGGUCGGCUCGCCGGACGACCAGGAGAUCGGCGUCCUCGGCAUCCUGCACCCGACCGUGCUCGAGAACUUCGAGAUCCCCUUCCCGUGCUCGGCCGUCGAGUUCACGCUCGAGCCGUUCAAGCGGGAGAUGCAGGCCAUCUGGACGAACUCGGACUGA